Messenger RNA from Camelina sativa (false flax), 1562 nucleotides. RefSeq names its product thaumatin-like protein 1. The record is from RefSeq and is a predicted model, not a curated record. NCBI's taxonomy places the organism in Eukaryota, Viridiplantae, Streptophyta, Magnoliopsida, Brassicales, Brassicaceae.
UGAGAUAUUUCUAGGUAGAGCCGACCAGAAAAAGAGCAAUCUAGUAUGUAAGCUAAUGUUUCUUCUCACUUUUUUUUUUCUUUUUGUCAGAGGCUCAUUUGUCAGUAACCGUUUGAUCACAACGGCUAAAUCAACCACGUGGUCAGACAUACCGUAACAUACCAACACACAGCAACACUUGAUUGUAGCUCAUUAAAAAAGAUCGCCAGCAGAAUUAAAACUCUUUAAAUCACUCUCCUCUGUUUUUCACCAUCUCUGUUUCGCUCUAUCAAGAAGAAGAAACAGAGCGUUCACAUUAUUCCUUCAAUACAACAAUGGCAUUGAUCUUCUUCUUCUUCAUGUUAUCGAACUUGUUCUUCUCUGGAGCUAUGUCGAGGAGCUUCACAAUAGCGAACAAAUGCGACUACACAGUUUGGCCGGGAAUUCUAUCUAACGCCGGAGUUCCUCCGUUGCCGACCACUGGCUUCGUUCUUCAACAAGGCGAGACGCGUACAAUCGACGCGCCGUCUUCAUGGGGAGGUCGUUUCUGGGGAAGGACACUCUGCUCAACCGGUUCCGAUGGAAGAUUCACAUGCGCCACCGGAGAUUGCGGUUCCGGAAAGGUCGAAUGCGCCGGGACUGGAGCUGCUCCACCGGCGACUCUAGCUGAAUUCACUCUCGACGGCUCUGGAGGGCUCGAUUUCUACGACGUGAGCCUCGUCGAUGGCUACAAUGUCCAGAUGCUGGUGGUUCCUCAAGGCGGCUCCGGCCAGAACUGCAGCACUACAGGCUGCGUCGUCGAUUUAAACGGCUCGUGUCCGUUGGAGCUAAGGGUCAAUAGCGUCGGAGGAGGCGAUAAGGGGACAAUAGCGAUGGCUUGUAAAAGCGCGUGCGAAGCGUUUCGGGAGCCGCAGUAUUGUUGCAGCGGCGCGUUUGGGUCGCCUGAUACGUGUAAGCCGUCUUCGUACUCGAGGGUCUUCAAGAGCGCGUGCCCACGCGCAUAUAGCUACGCGUAUGACGAUAAGUCUAGUACAUUUACGUGCGCCAAAUCGCCCAACUACGUCAUCACUUUCUGUCCUUCUCCCAACACCAGCCUAAAAUCAGCGGAGGAAGAGGAACAUAGCACAGAGACAAUGACGAAGACGACAAGUUCAAGUUCCGCCAGAACGACGUCGUCGCAGAUGGUCUAUGAAGGUGCUCUGGAUGAAAGUAGUGGUUCACCAUCUACGUGUUACGGCUUAUCACGUGUGAUCGCAGUCGCUGCGCUUGCUUUUUGCCGUAUGUGGUGGUUCUUCUGACUAGACUCUAUCUCUUUUUAGUGUCUGCCGACGUAUGCGAAGAAACAAGAACGUAUAUGGGCCUUAGAAGGCCUUUUUAUCGUCCUGCCCAUGUGACGUUUGGAUUGAGUUGUUCACUCUAGAUUGAGAUAUGGUAUAGACUUAUAACUUGUAUAUAAGCCUAGAAGAUAUUUCAUGUAUUUAAUUCGAAUAUGCAUGUAUGAUUAGAUGACGGGUAGAAAAAUACUAGUUACUCUGGUGAUUGAAAAUAUAUGAAAGCUGGGCCAACAAUCCUACCUUAAUUUA